Messenger RNA from Acanthocheilonema viteae, 1749 nucleotides. The record is from the annotation of a GenBank genome assembly. Lineage: Eukaryota; Metazoa; Nematoda; Chromadorea; Rhabditida; Onchocercidae.
AUGGUUGCAGAAGGUUUGCAGAGAUUUGGAACAUGUGGACCGAAUGAAUUGGGGAAUUUGCUUUUUUUUGUGGAGGCUUUCCAGGUUUUGGCCGAACGGUACUGCAAUGAUAUUAAUUGCGAGUUGAACAUAUCGUGGAAAUUAGGAAAUAUGCCAGACGAUAUGAGAAAUUUAGAGGAAUACUUCUAUCAGUGUUACCGACCGGAUUACAGUCUGGCUAUAUUAAAACAUAAUUGUCGUGUCAGUAUUUUCGGUGUAUUUGAUAUACAGAUACUCUUUGGUAAAGUAGUAUCACGCGGUUAUGAGUUUGAACCCGGUGCUUAUGGGGAAGAGCGGUUUAUCAAAAUUGCAGCACCUUAUUCAAUUGGUCCUCCGGCACAGUUUGUUUCACUUCAAGAUAAUCUUUUCAAUCUACAUCGUGUGAAGUGGCGACUGAAAGAGCUAACAAACAAAGUGGAUUCAGUAUUGGAAAAAUUUGAAAAUGGUGAUAGUAUAAUGCUUUUCCGAUUCACUUUUUCAAAGAUUUGUGCUUGUAUCCGGGAACUUCAUGGUCAGAUUUUUUUUCUGCCACCAGAUUGCAAUGAAUGUUAUUCAGUGGGACCGCUGUGUAGCGCCCUUCAAAUCAAAUAUCCAUCGCUUUAUACGGGUAAAACUGCUGACAACAUUUUGCAGUUAACAGAACAAAUUUUAAAUAAAUGGCGAAGAGAAAAAAGAAGUAUAACAAUGAUUAUCGGGAACAAGAAUACAGGAAAAUCGAUGCUUGUUCGAGUAUUAGCUAAUUCACUUCUUAGAAAAGAUCGACCGCCUCCAUAUAUUCUCGACUGUGAUGUUGGGCAACCAGAAAUGAAUCCACCAGGAAGUGUUUCAUUGUUAAAACUGAGCUCACCACUUUUAGGUGCACCGGCAUUUCAACAGCGAAUUCUUCUGUCAGAUACUUAUUUUUAUGGGAAGAUUUCUUUGAACGAUGACUUCAGAUCAUAUUUGGCUAUUCUUCGGAAAUUAUUGGAAUAUUUCUUGAGUAAUAGUCUUCCAUCAUCCGCGCUUUUGAUUAAUACUUGUGGAUGGAUUGAAGGGAAAGGUGCUUCGCUUCUGGAUGAGAUGAUGAAAUUAUUUGAUCCCGAUUUUGUAUUUACUUUCAUUACUUCAUCAGGAUCCACUUACAUGAUUAAGCAAUCUACUGUGAAUGGAAGUGCAAAACCGCUUGUGUUUUAUGGUGAUGCUGUUGAAAAGCCUACGCAUAUGAUCUCCACUCCUUCCGUUUUACGAAAUCUCCGAAUAACAGCAUAUAUGGCACAUUCAUGUCCUGUUCCGACCGUGAAAUCAUUAGCCGAUGCAAUUCCUUUCGCUGUAUUAUUCCGCGAUGUAGCAGUAUUGGUGCAUUCAAAUAGCCCAUUUCCUGCAAAUCAUACAUUUGCCGUUUUGAAUUGUACUUUUGUCGCGCUUUGUGUUCGUAAUUCUAUCAGUCAAUCGAAAGAGGAUUUUAAAAAGUACGCUUAUUUAAAGGAUAAGAGACUGUUCGACGAUCAAGAUAUGCCAAUUUUAUUAAGUCCAGAUAAGGUAGAACCGCUGCACGUCGUUGGUUAUGGAUUUAUCAGGGCGAUUGAUUUGGAACAACGCAUUUUCUUUAUUUCAACACCUCUUGAGCUUUCAGACCUCCAAAAAGUCAAUGUCCUUGCUCGUGGCUUAAAUGUUGAUCUUCCGCAAUACUUCCUUGUUUCACAGGUGAAAAAACCUGUAUUUCGAAGUUGA